AACAACUUGCGAUAAAUUUUCUUAAUUAACAAUUUUUCUAUUUGUAAUUGAGGAAUGCGGAGUAAGGACGUGAUGAAGAUAUGUUUGUCAAAGUCGUAGUGUAGGACUCAGAAAGAGAGAGAGGAGAGAAACAGUAGCUAAAAGAGAAUGGGGUUGCUAUGGACAAUUGCAGAGGUCUUGGUAGCCUUGAUCUUGAUCAUAGCCUCGUUCUUGCUUACCGCAAUCGUAUCGGAAGCUUAUAGGAGAAGACACAAUAACACGCAUGUUGAUGCUCAUGCUAUCUUCGAGGAUCCAAAUUCCUUGAAACAGGUUCCAUGUCCUCAUAUUCAUGAUCCGGCUGAGAAAUAUUUAUCUUUGGUUAUCCCUGCAUUUAAUGAAGAGUAUAGACUUCCAGGAGCUCUUGAUGAAACCAUCAAUUAUCUUCAACAGCGUGCAGCAAAGGACAAGUCAUUUACUUAUGAGGUGGUGAUCGUUGAUGAUGGAAGUGCUGAUGCAACAAAACGAGUAGCUUUUGACUUUGUAAAGAAAUACACAGUGGACAAUGUAAGGAUUAUCCUUCUUGGUAGAAAUCAUGGCAAAGGAGAGGCGAUUAGAAAAGGCAUGCUUCAUUCACGUGGUGAACUACUUUUAAUGCUGGAUGCUGAUGGGGCAACCAAGGUUGCUGACUUAGAGAAACUAGAAAACCAGAUCCAUGCAGUUGCUAGAAAGGAGUUCUGUUUAGGAGAGUCAGCAGCUAGUGAUUCAAGUUUUAGAAUAUCUGAUAUGCCACUUGCUGCCUUUGGUUCCCGUGCUCACCUUGAGGAGAAGGCUUUGGCUACAAGGAAGUGGUACCGCAAUUUUCUUAUGAAAGGCUUUCAUCUUGUGGUUCUCUUGACUGCUGGUUCUGGAAUUCGUGAUACACAGUGUGGUUUUAAGAUGUUCACCAGGGCUGCUGCCAGAAAGCUGUUCACAAACAUCCGGCUGAAGAGAUGGUGCUUCGAUGUUGAGUUGAUUUUCCUAUGCAAAUGGUUUGGUAUCCCGAUGAUUGAGAUUUCUGUAAACUGGUCUGAAAUUCCAGGAUCCAAGGUGAAUCUUUUAAGCAUUCCCAACAUGCUCUGGGAGCUAGCGCUCAUGUCCGUGGGAUAUAGAACUAGAAUGUGGAAAAUUAGCAACUGAGACUUUUCAUUUGAUUUUAUUUUUGACAACCGUUGCGAUCUUCCGGGCGUUCUUGGCUCUAGAGUGAUUCUGGCACUUGAUUAGUCAAGCUUAGGGUAUACGAACCAUGGAAUACGCUGUUGCAAUGAACACGAUUCUAACUCUGCGGUUUCAAUCUGUAAUGCUAUUUGUGGAGCACAUCUUUUCAUUCCAUUUAAAGAACAUGAUAUUAUUGUUUCAGAACUUAGAAUCAUAUGAUCAAAUUAUGCAGUUCAUUCAAUCAUAUGAAACUGGGGGAUGUUAGGAGGGUCCCUUUCAUUUUUAUGUAAGUUGGCACACAUCAAGCAUUACGUUUUUGCAGAUUGUAGACAAUUCUGUAAUGAAUGAAACGACGCUCCCCUAUUCUUGUGGCA
This is a messenger RNA of Populus trichocarpa (black cottonwood), 1547 nucleotides long. RefSeq lists its product as uncharacterized. The coding region runs from base 148 to 1155 and encodes 335 amino acids. Gene Ontology annotation, cellular component: endoplasmic reticulum membrane. The record is from RefSeq and is a predicted model, not a curated record. Lineage: Eukaryota; Viridiplantae; Streptophyta; Magnoliopsida; Malpighiales; Salicaceae. The transcript has 10 exons.